This is a messenger RNA of Brassica napus (rape), 2974 nucleotides long. Its product is annotated as putative F-box protein At1g64540. Bases 1980 to 2372 code for a protein of 130 amino acids. The transcript has a single exon. The record is from RefSeq and is a predicted model, not a curated record. NCBI's taxonomy places the organism in Eukaryota, Viridiplantae, Streptophyta, Magnoliopsida, Brassicales, Brassicaceae.
AACAUUAUUUUUCAAAUAAGUUUAGAAUUUUAUUUUAGUACAAAUAAAAGCGUUCAAAUGAAAAGAUUGUAUAUAUAUGUUUUUAAUAUUUAAUACAAAGUUCAAACAUAACCCAAAAUACUCGAAUCCGAUAUUUACCGAAUCAAAUCUGAUCCAAAUAUGAAAAAUAUUUAAAUGAGUAAACAAAUUUUAAACCAAAAUAUUAAAAAAUUGAAAUAUUUGAUUCAACUUCGAAUAGGUAUUCAAACACUUUACUUUCCUAAACUCUUCCUUUUAUUUUCUUUUUAUUUUAUUUUAUUUUUCAUCUAAAAUUGGUACGGAAAAUAUAAAACAAAACAGAAAAGGAAAAUUGCAGGACCACUUGCUAAAACCUAAUCAUAUAUAAUCCAAAAUCUAAUCAAAUUUUGCUUUCAUGGGUCAGGCUUCGGUUCUAAAAUUCAGAAGAAAGGGUCAGUUGGAGUGUAUAUCUCAUAGAUAUUCAAUCAGCAGUUUGCCCUUGGCAUAAUCCUGUCUUUACUUCCGACAAAACUUGCUGUUUCCACAUCGGUUCUGUCCAAGAGGUGGAUGAAUCUGCUCCCUCUUGUAGACAGCAGCCUUGAUUUUGAUGACCCCAUCUUUCUCUAUCCCGACCACCGAGAUGCUGCUGCUACUGCAAGAUCAAGUAGUGGAUUCUCCGAUUUUGUGGACAAGACAGUCGCUCUUUUAAGUACAUGUCCCAUCAAGACUCUCUCCGUGAAUGGCCACUGCUACGAAAAUUCUCGUGUUGACGAUUGGAUUCGCGUUUCGUUACAACGCAGCUUAUCGGAACUACACUUGCGGUGUCCUCAUCGGAUAGACAAAGAUAGAGUAGAGUUGUUGUUUCGGUCAAAAACAUUGGUUAAGCUUACACUAUCCGAUGGAUGCGUUAUCGAACAUCUCCCUGAUGGACACAUGGACUUUACUGAUAAACCUUUCAUUAAUGAGAAAAUAAAUGAAGAUAGGUUUUUCCCAUCCCUCAAAUAGCUUUAUCUGGGCGAUAUCGUUAUUGAUGAUUCCUAUUAUUUCAAGGUCAUCCUUAUCUGCCCUGUUCUGGAAGAAUUGUUCAUACGUAACGAUGGCGUUUCACACCCGCCAAGUUGGAUUGGACUUGUGCCAAGUUAUCCUUUGAAGCGACUUGUGAUUUAUUACCUUGUUCUUCUUCCUGAGUAUAAAGAUGUUUACUCAGAUAUUGAAGUUCGCAUCGGUGGUCCACAAAACCUUGUCUUCUUUGAAUUUUCUAGUUAUGUCCAUGUUUAUUAUGAUAGUUUUGGCGACAUGGAGUCGCUUGUCGAAGCUAGACUAAAUCUUCGAUUAUUGGAGUCACCCGUUGUGAACUUAUGAUGAUGAUACCGAGACAGGUGAGUUUAAUGAUUUGCUUGUAGUGAAUGGUUUUGAUGAUAUCUUCGGUGAUGCUACAAUCCAUGGCCAGUUACGUAAAGAUCCUUCACUUAUCUGCUUAUUCUCUUGAGGUCAGUAGUAUCUCUUUUCUCUCUUUAAUUCUUUUUUGGUAUUUUUGAUUUAUUUAUUGAUGAAGCUGAAGCUUUAUAAAAUAAAUUAUAUUUUAGUAAUAAUUAGAACAAAUCUCAAUUCUAUUAAUAAAAACUGGAAUUCAAUUCUGGACAUGCAUAAAAAAAACAAAAAAAAAUCCCUAAAAACUAUUAAAAUCUUUAAAAAUAAUUCUAACUAAUUAAUAUAACUAUCAAAAUAAAUAGUAUAACUAAAAUACAAAUAAUUCAUCAUUAUCAUAAAUCUAUUAUGAAUAUGUAUAUAUAUAUAUAUGGUUUUGAUAAUAAUACAUACAUUAGGCGCUUCAUUUCGGCUGCCAAUUCAUCUUCAAAUUCCACAACCUCGUUACUUUAUGAUUCGAGAGCGACAGGGAUAAAAGCUGGCAAGUUCUGCCACGUCUGCUCAGAAUUACCCCAAAGCUACAAAAUUUAGUCAUCAAGGUAUCAGUUUCUUAGAUGGACAAAAAUUACAUUUUGCAACUGAUUUAUUAUUAUACACACAUCAAAUUGUUUUUUUUCUCUUUUAAACGAUUCCAGGGUCUCUUGCAUCGAGUUACAGGUAGAUGUGGAGAUGUGUGCCCUUGCUAUCAUCGUCCCAUACAUAAGAGAGUGAUUGGUGGUCGAAAACCGAAACUGUCUUGUUUACCGUCUCUUCCUCUGAAGGUGCUAGAGAUCUCAGGAUAUGGGGGAACUUGUAGAGAGAUUAAACAGAUGAGGCAUUUCUUGGGAAAACUGCAACUCGAACUUGUGAAAAUUGGAGUUCAACCAGAGUCAGAUUACAACAAUUUGAGAUCGAACCUAAUGAGACUUCCCAGACUCUCAUCCAAGUGCAACAUCCAGUUCAUCUGAAUUUCUAUCUCACUCUUGAUGACAAGUUGAGAAAUAGCUCUCCUGACUAGGCAAUUAAGUUUCCCAUAAUCGGCUGUUUCGAGCAUGUUUUAAAGGUUUUGUAGGACAAUUCGUUGGAUUCGAUUGUGUUUUAUUUAUAUACUAUCGUAAAUCCGUCCUGGGCGGUUGGGCGAAAAAAAGGUAUUCAAACACUCAUCCGUUGGCAUAAUGGUGAUGUCUAGCGCUGAGCAAAUAAACCGAACCCGAAUAUCUGAACCGGACCCAGUCCGCUGAAAAUGAAUCCGAACCGAUCCGAACCCGAUUUAAAUACCGAAUGGAUCUUGUAUUCUGGUAUUUCAGGUUAUGGGUAUUAUCCGAACCGAACCCGAACCUAAAUGGAUACCCGAUAGAACCCGAAACAUUCAAAAUCCACAAAAAGAACUUGUACCAAACAUGAUCUCAAUUCCUAAUAUUUAUCCAAAUUAUAUUGAACAUCUAAAAUAAUUAUCUGUUACAUGAAGAUUAAUGGUUGAAUGUGGCGGUUGGAGCUUGAAGCUUUUAGAUUUUGGUUUUGUUUUCAUUGAAUAAUGUUUCUCAUUUCAUGAGAACUUGGUUUUCGUUUU